CGCGACCUGAGUUGAGCAAACGGGGCUUUCUAUCGAACGGCGCGCUCUUCCCUCGUUGCUACGUGAGAUUCCGCGCACCAUAUACCGUUUCCAACGACCUACGAAUCGCGUAGUUACAUCUUUCCCAUCCGAAUUUCAUCUACGCCCUCUUCACCUUCCUUCUAGCGACCGCGCGACUUGCAUCAACAUGCCCGCUCCGGUCUCCGUCCGUCCUUCGAUCGAGCGGCGGCCUUUGCCCUCGAAACAUAACCCGCUUAUGAUCGAGGACAUCCCGCCAUAUGGCGAACUAGUCGCGCGCCGCCGGCUGGGCCAGACCCAACUGACCGCCAAGAUGGUCAGCCAACCCGAGGACGAAUCGGGCUCCUUCGGCGUCUUCGACUACGCUCAUCUCCGCGCACCUCUGCCGAAGGGUAUUGUUUCCGGCAUCUUCAAGUCGAGCCCUAACAGCUACUUCCUCAUGCGCCGAAGCCACGACGGCUACGUUUCGGCCACCGGCAUGUUCAAGGCUACUUUCCCUUACGCCGAGGCCGCCGAGGAAGAUGUGGAGCGCAAAUACAUCAAGUCGCUGCCGUCCACCAGCCCGGAGGAGACGGCCGGCAACAUCUGGGUUCCGCCCGAGUACGCCCUGAUCCUGGCGGAGGAGUACAACGUCCUCCCCUGGAUCCAGGCGCUGCUGGACCCCGCUGCCAUCCAAGUCUCGAGCCAGUCCGAUAGCCCGGCCAAGAAGAUCCAACCGCCUCCCCGGUUCGAUCUGCACAAGAACCAGCCUCAGCUGGCGCCCCCGACCCCGACCUCGCUACCGCGGACGAUGCGGACGCGACGGUCGGCGAGCCCCACCAAGAUGGCAGCGCCUCGGCCAGUGAAGACGCCCCGCAAACGCAGGGUCAAGUCGGAGUCGGCAGAGGAUAAGGCGGAUGAGCCGGAAGCGGCUGCGAAAGCCGCCGCAGCGGCCAAGGCCGAGACGAAGACGAAGACGAACGGCGUCAUUGAGGAAGACAAGUCGGCCGAGGCGGCGGCGGAAGCGGAGACAGCAGUCGUCCAGACGAUGGAGGUGGAGGCCGCGCCUGCGGCGGAGCCGACAGAGGGAGAACAGGGAGAGAAGAAGGAAGAAGAGCAAAAAGUGGAGGUCGAGAUGGACGAGGAAGUCAAAGUGGAUGAGGAGGGCCGGGUCUCCGAGACCAAGGUCGCAGCAGUGACGCUUGAACUCCCGCUAUCCACCGCCGAGCCGCCGAGUGCCGAAGAGACGGCGCGGAUGAUCGCCGAAGCCAAGAAGAUGGUGGAAGCCGCGGCGGCCGAAGCCGAAGCCGCCGUCAAUGCCGAAUCGAGCGAGGGCGACGACGACGAGGGUGCCAAGGGCAAGCGGAAGGCCGACGAGAUCACGGCUGGCGAAGAGGGCGAGGAGGAGGAGGAGGCCGACGCGGAGGGACCACGCAGCAAGCGGGCCAAGCCCAACGUGGAACUGAAGAAGCGGCGGAUGCGGACUCGGGCAUUGUUUGGCAUCAGCGCGACUCUGGCAGUGGGGUAUGUCGCCGAAAUUCUUCUUCCUUCUCCCAAUGAUCUCGUCUCUUUACCUCCUCUUUUUGGUGGCGUAAGACUUUUUUGCUAACAUUCUCACAGUGCUAUAGUUCCUUACCUUAUGGGGGCCUUUUAAUAUGCCCCAUUGCUGAAGGCGUUUUGACAUGCUUGCCU
This is a messenger RNA of Sodiomyces alkalinus F11, 1689 nucleotides long. RefSeq lists its product as hypothetical. The record is from RefSeq and is a predicted model, not a curated record. Gene Ontology annotation, cellular component: nuclear membrane complex Bqt3-Bqt4. Gene Ontology annotation, molecular function: DNA binding. The transcript is spliced from 2 exons. Gene Ontology annotation, biological process: meiotic attachment of telomere to nuclear envelope; mitotic telomere tethering at nuclear periphery. Lineage: Eukaryota; Fungi; Ascomycota; Sordariomycetes; Glomerellales; Plectosphaerellaceae. Bases 188 to 1606 code for a protein of 472 amino acids.